This is a messenger RNA of Pocillopora verrucosa, 4034 nucleotides long. RefSeq lists its product as uncharacterized. The record is from RefSeq and is a predicted model, not a curated record. NCBI's taxonomy places the organism in Eukaryota, Metazoa, Cnidaria, Anthozoa, Scleractinia, Pocilloporidae.
AACCGACUUCAAAUAUGGCCAAAUUCACCAAACCAAAGUUUUUGACGUCCUCGUCUCCAGCCCCUACCCCGCCACUCUUUUCCCUUAUUUUGGAUAAAAAAGAGGUUGGCCUGGGUAAGAGAAUCACUCGCCUUUCGAAAUUGAAACUCCUUUGGACCUGAUUGAAUUGUUUUUACGUGCCUUUCGCUUUCGUUUCGGGUAAUAAUGGCUGUGUCGAGACAUUGUGUCGACGAAGAGGAACUGAACCUCGUGUUUAAGUGUCUUGGGGAACGAGGAAGAGAAGCAGAGUUGGUUAAAGAGUACGACGAAAAAUGUCUCAGCUUUCUUUUAGCGAAGCUUACGGAGGCCUCGACUAAAUUUACCGAAAAAAAACUUGUAGUCCGACCCUAUGGCAGUGCAGCGGAAGAUUUGAAGUGCUUAUCGCCAGAAAAUUAUGGAGAUAUAGACAUUAUGGUAUUCCCAACCACAGACAGCUUGAUCAUUCACGAAGACAUGCUCGAAUAUUUACCAGAAAACCCCCUCUAUGUAAGGAUCAGAGCAAGCGACCAUUCCGUGUUUCAGUCGUGCCUUGUAGAAGGUACAGAAUACCUGGCCACUUCAGCGCUGAAGAACUUCGAUCCUGCGAUUUAUGGGAGCAAAUCGUCCGAAUGGUUCGAUUAUUUGAAAUAUAGCUCAAACAUAGUCUCCUCCGAUGAUCGUUCGCCCUCUCUUCAGUUCGUCUACGGUUGGAAGAACAACGAAGUAGGCCCGGCGUUUACGAUUGAUUCCAAGCAGUGGUUUGGAACGACCCUCCAACAACUGCAAAACAUGACUAAGUCAAAGAGGGGGUGUAGCUGUGAAUUGGCUGAUUGGGAAGGGCUGGUUAGUUCGAUUUUCAAUGCAAAUGGAAUUGAUUACACACGAGAACACGCUUCUGUUAUUGAAGAUUUACUUCGCUGUGUGGGUGAAUCACAGGCUUCACUGAUUGAAAGUGGCCCAGAUGGAUUUAUCCGUGGACUACCCAUCCUCUUUCAAGAAUUUAUAUCAAGCGAUGAGAUGCAAAGCUUCAUAACCCGAGUCAAAGCUAUUGAAAGUCGAAAACAAAACGAAAGUGAAAGUCGGGCGGAAGCGAUCUGUCACGAGGAGACCGGUGUCACGCAACAAAAGCGUCACACUAACGAAGUUGAAAGAAGUUCAGAACCUGCCCAUUUUGGCCCCGGUGUAACGGCACAAAAUCGUAGCGACGCUCAGACGCCUGGCAAUCAAGACUUGGAGUCCACCUCUUCUGAUGAGAUUGACAAUACACGAAUCCCAGACGAGUCAGUGACUGAACAACAAAACGACAGGGAAGGUGCGCGAGAAACAAUCGAAAACACCUCAAAACAAGAUGGCGGAGCGGUUCAAAAGGAAUCCAUACCAGAAUUGAAGAACUCCGGUGAAAAAGAAGGACCGACCUCAAAAGGUGCAGCAGGAAGUGACAGAGCCAAACAUGAGGUGGAAUCUGGAGAAAGAGAGAAAUUUCAUCUCAAACGAUGGCUCAACCAUUUGAUUGGGGAAGAAAGUGGAAACAAGGAGCAUCGUAUCGAAGAGAAAGACUCUAUCACACGUAAGAGGGGAAUUGAUCUCGUGCCUGCUUUAAGAUCCCGAGGAUGGCCGAAGGCUUCACGAGACUGGCUCGAAAGAGAGCGGAAAUGGCCUUCCGUCGAAUUGGUGACUAAGAUCAAAGACGAAGGAUACCACCUAGUUGUCAAAUCUCCAAGGUACAGUGAAAUUCCCGAGAGCGACUUCAGAAUCUCAUUUUCUCAUGCAGAGUACCUGCUAAGCCAAGAAAUCAACGACAUCCAACGCGAGUGUUACCGUUGUCUGAAGAAAUUGCACCGUGCUUUUCUUUCCAGUCCAGCAGGUUUGGUGUCCUUCCAUCUCAAGAACCUCUUUUUGCAAACAAUAGAGGAGACUGGUGCCGACAUGUGGACCGAGGACAAAAGAACCGAGUGUAUGAUGAAGCUCCUCGAAAACCUGCUAAAAGCUUUAAAAGAUAAAGACUUGCGACAUUUCUUCGCGAGAUCAUACAACCUUUUUGGUGUUGAUUACUUUGAGAAUCCCGAAAAUCUGGCAUCUCUGGCCGAGGUGGUGAAGAAUAUCAUGAAAAGUCCGGUUGAGUUUUGCAAAGCACUGAUCCAGAAAAAUGAAGAUGAUACGAAGCAACUUAAAAAGAAUGAACCACAACAAGACAGCGAGCGAGCGGUACCUGGAAGAGCAGCUGAACCAGGAAGCGUCAAUGACAACCAAGGAAACAAAGAAAUUACGACAGAUACUGUGUUGCGCAGCCCUAAACAAUGUAGCAACCUACUUCCAAAUUAUAGAGACCAUGACAUGCAAGAUAUGUACCUCCAAGUCGCCAAAGAGUUGGUGGAAACAGCUUUAAACGGAAAUGAAAUUCAUGAUCCUCUUGAAAGAUCCCUGGUAAAAGGUUUCAAAGAAAUGAUACAAAGCCAUAAUCUUCAGACUGAGCAUUUCCUUCAAAUGUUGAGAAGCGGCUGGUCCAAUGCUUAUAUCAGGAUCUGCCUCAGUACCGAGCUGGAAAUGAGGCGCCGAAUGCUUGAUGCAAUCCGCGGUGAUGUCGAAACGUGGAAGUACUGUUUGAAGCAGGAAGACUUAGCGUCAGGGAAUGAAGAAGCCAUAGCCAACCGAAUGCUGGAUCCAUCCAAUGAGGAUCGUUUUGACCUAAGCAACAUAGUUCCAGCUGGUGGCCUUGGACAGUACCUGCGCAUGUUCCUCAAUGGUCUUGACAACAGGCCACCUCAACCAGCGCAAGUGCAGACGAUCCAGGCUGUGGAUGAUAUACCUUUAGACUGAACUGAACCAUCAGCAGCGUUUUGCUUCUUCAUAACUGAGAAAUUUGAUUUAAGGUUUUUUUUCUGAAUGAGUGUUUUUCUAAGUGCAAGAUGAUGUUAUUCCGUGAAUGACACAGGCAUACUCGGGGAGAACAAGCUUCGAAUGCUCCCAACAGGAGUCAGUCUUACCAUCUUCCGAUUCAUACUUAGAACGCUCUAUUGCAACUGAGCUUUAGGAGACUCAUGGCUGAUGUUGUUUUAUUGCAUAGUUUAUCGCAAUUAAUGGUAUGGGCGGUUUGAGUGUGUUCUGCAUGGGAGUAGUUCUUCUCGCUCCUUUUUUUCAUCGCUUGCAUUUGAACUGGUUGCAAUUGUUAUUAACUUGAUUGCAUAUUGGUUUAUUCUAUGUCGGCAUAUUAUAUAUCUAUCAAAAACUACACCAACAAACUGAUCAAUGAAAUUAGAGAAAUGGCUUUUUGGUAUAACCAGGCAAACUCACACAUUCACACAAGGAAAAGAAGAGACAAAGAACCAAAAUACAGAAAGUGAUCGCAUUGGAAUAAAAGACUAAAUUACCUAAAUUUUAUCACCCAAUUUCAUUUGCAAUUUUUUCUCUCUCUUUCUUUUAUGAAAACAUCAUCUACGCUUAAAAGCUACAAAUUUGUGAAGGGAAGAACUGUUUAUAUCUGUUGGGGUUCUUCACGUGAAGAAAAGCGCUCUAAAAACAGCGGACUAGUAGAGUGUGAAGUAACUAAACUUUAAGUUUCAAAAUGACUAGCUAGAAGUAUUGAGACGAUUACACAAAUAUACAAACACUUGUAGUAAGAAAGUGAAAAAAACUGGCUGUCAAAUAUAAGUAUAUAUAGAGCUGUUUCGAGGAAGAUUUUCGGUAAAAUGGACAAAAGUGCACGCGAUAAUCUCGGAUAGAAAUAUGGCUAUUAGGUAAUUAAUGAGGUUGAAUGAGUAAACCGUAAUGUGAAAAUUACCAUUAAUACCUCUCGGGUGUGUCUCGUGCACUUUAACGCUUUUUUCCUUCAACCUUUCUCAAAACAGCUGUUUAUUAGUAACAAAUAAUUAAAUAUGAUAAUGUAUAUUGUCAUCUUGAGGGUCUCAAAAGGAAUAAUAUAUAAAUGUUCUUUGAUAAUGUUAGGGUUUAUAUGUAACUGUUAAAAAAAACUUAAAUAAGAAAAUUAUGAUCGCGUCGCUAAUGCAAUUAAAUAAACG